Molecule: messenger RNA, 798 nt
Organism: Babesia ovata
Lineage: Eukaryota; Apicomplexa; Aconoidasida; Piroplasmida; Babesiidae
Exons: 1
Coding region: 1-798 (265 amino acids)
Source: RefSeq, a predicted model, not a curated record
AUGGCUGUUUACUGCAGCCUUCUGGAAGCUCCUUCAAACCUGAAGGAGUCACUUGACUGGAUGGUGGCUGUCAGGAGAUGCAGCGCCAUACCCAUGCUCGCAAAGACUAUGUAUAUUGUACUAUUGCAUGGUACACAAAUCCUUCCAGAAUUAACAAACAUAAGGGAGGGAGGCGCGCCCACCAACGUGCGUUCGGAAGAUGCAACGUCAAAUUAUCAGGACAUAGCUGCUGGACACAAAACGAUUACCAAAGGGGCUCAUCGAUCUGGUCGUGAUGUGAUCACUAAACCAACUUCGUGGAUUGAUAAUCUUCUGAUCAAACUGCAUUUAAUGGAUGCAAGUGAAAAAGAGGUAAAGGUCAAUGAGUUAUACCGCCACCUGGCGAAAGCUUCGACGAGAAUUCAGUUGAUUUUGCUCAACCUCACGACGGACUCAACGUAUGUUGAAUCAUACGACAGGGAUGUGACUUGGGAGAAUUCUUGUGCCGAGAAUCCGUUGAAAUGCGCAGAAAUUUUCGUCUCCUUCCUCAUUCCUGUAUGCGAUGACCUCCAUAUGAUUCAGAGUGAGUGUAAUAAACGGCACAAUUUAGACAGCAAGCUUAAUGGUACUGGCCAGCGUUCCGUAGGUAAGAUGCUCGCAUCCAUGGGAUAUAACGUUAGAGACUUUAUCCCCGAAGGAACCUGUAGGGAUUUCCUCGAAUAUUACGAGGCACUCGAAGAACCCUUGGAUUUCUUAAACUCCAUUGUGCAUAAAUAUACGGUUGGCAAAAAGCGUUCUCGUAAACCUUCCGUUUCUUGA